This is a messenger RNA of Mus pahari (shrew mouse), 1836 nucleotides long. RefSeq names its product alpha fetoprotein (gene Afp). Gene Ontology annotation, molecular function: fatty acid binding; zinc ion binding. The transcript is spliced from 14 exons. The record is from RefSeq and is a predicted model, not a curated record. Gene Ontology annotation, cellular component: cytoplasm; blood microparticle. The coding region runs from base 1 to 1836 and encodes 611 amino acids. Gene Ontology annotation, biological process: transport. NCBI's taxonomy places the organism in Eukaryota, Metazoa, Chordata, Mammalia, Rodentia, Muridae.
AUGAAGCAACCAGCAGCCAUGAAGUGGAGCAUACCUGCUUCCCUCAUCCUCCUGCUACAUUUCGCUGGAUCCAUAGCACGGCACGAAAAUGAGUUUGGGAUAGCUUCCACAUUAGAUUCUUCCCAGUGCGUGACAGAGAAGAAGGUGCUUAGCAUAGCUACCAUCACCUUUACCCAGUUUGUUCCGGAAGCCACUGAGGAGGAAGUGAACAAAAUGACUAGCGACGUGUUGGCAGCAAUGAAGAAAAACUCUGGCAACGGGUGUUUAGAAAACCAGCUAUCUGUGUUUCUGGAUGAAAUUUGCCAUGAGACGGAACUCUCUAACAAGUAUGGACUCUCAGGCUGCUGCAGCCAAAGUGGGGUGGAAAGACACCAGUGUCUGCUGGCGCGUAAGAAGACUGCUUCGGCCUCUGUCCCACCCUUCCAGUUUCCAGAACCUGCUGAGAGUUGCAAAGCACAUGAAGAAAACAGGACGGCGUUCAUGAAAUCGUUUAUCUACGAAGUGUCCAGGAGGAAUGUCUUCAUGUAUUCCCCUGCCAUUCUGUCCUUGGCUGCUCAGUAUGACAACAUAGUUCCAGUGUGCUGCAAAGCUGACAACAUGGAGGAGUGCUUCCAGACAAAGAGAGCAUCACUUGCAAAGGAAUUAAGAGAAGGAAGCAUGUUAAAUGAGCAUGUAUGUACAGUGAAUAGAAAAUUUGGAUCCCGAAACCUCCAGGCUAUGACCAUUAUUAAGCUAAGUCAAAAGUUUCCUGAAGCAAAUUUUACUGAGAUUCGGAAGCUGGCCCUGGACGUGGCUCACAUCCACGAGGAGUGUUGCCAUGGAAACGCGCUGGAGUGUCUGCAGGAUGGGGAAAAAGCCAUGACAUAUAUAUGUUCUCAUCAAAAUAUUCUGUCAAGCAAAAUAGCAGAGUGCUGCAAAUUACCCAUAAUCCAACUCGGCUUCUGCAUAAUUCACGCAGAAAAUGGCGUCAAACCUGAAGGUUUAUCUUUAAAUCCAAGCCAGUUUUUGGGAGAGAGAAAUUUUGCCCAACUUUCUUCAAAGGAAAAAAUCAUGUUCAUGGCAAGCUUUCUUCACGGAUAUUCAAGAACUCACCCCAACCUUCCUGUCUCAGUCAUUCUAAGAAUUGCUAACAAAUACCAGGAAUCAUUGGAGAAGUGUUCCCAGUCUGGAAAUCUACCUGGAUGUCAGGACAAUCUGGAAGAAGAAUUUCAGAAACAGAUCGAGGAGAGCCAGGCGUUGGCCAAACAAAGCUGUGCUCUCUACCAGACGUUAGGAGACCACAAAUUACAAACUCUGUUCCUCAUUGGUUACACGAGGAAAGCCCCUCAGCUGACCUCAGCGGAGCUGAUUGACCUCACCAGGAAGAUGGUGAGCAUUGCCGCCACGUGCUGCCAGCUCAGUGAGGAGAAAUGGUCUGGCUGUGGUGAGGGAAUGGCCGACAUUUUCAUUGGACACUUGUGUAUAAGGAAUGAAGCAAGCCCUGUGAACUCUGGUAUCAGCCACUGCUGCAACUCUUCGUAUUCCAACAGGAGGCCAUGCAUCACCAGUUUUCUGAAGGAUAAAGCUUAUAUCCCUCCCCAAUUCUCUGAGGAUAAAUUCAUCUUCCACAAGGAUCUGUGCCAAGCUCAGGGCGAAGCCCUACAGACCAUGAAACAAGAGCUUCUCAUUAACCUGGUGAGGCAAAAGCCUGAACUGACAGAGGAGCAGUUCGCGGUCAUCACUGCAGAUUUCUCGGGCUUUUUGGAUAAGUGCUGCAAAGUCCAGGACCGUGAAGUCUGUUUCGCAGAAGAGGGUCCAAAGUUGAUUUCCAAAACUCGUGCUGCUUUGGGCGUUUAA